AUGCAGAUCUUUGUGAAAACUUUGACAGGAAAAACCAUCACACUGGACGUUGAGUCAUCAGAUACAAUUGAAAACGUCAAGGCUAAAAUACAAGAUAAAGAAGGAAUUCCACCUGACCAGCAAAGAUUAAUAUUUGCAGGAAAACAAUUAGAAGAUGGAAGAACAUUAUCAGAUUAUAAUAUCCAAAAGGAAUCAACUUUACAUUUAGUUCUCCGUUUAAGAGGUGGUAUGCAAAUUUUUGUAAAGACUUUAACAGGAAAAACCAUCACACUAGACGUUGAGUCAUCAGACACAAUUGAAAACGUCAAGGCUAAAAUACAAGAUAAAGAAGGAAUUCCACCUGACCAGCAAAGAUUAAUAUUUGCAGGAAAACAAUUAGAAGAUGGAAGAACAUUAUCAGAUUAUAAUAUCCAAAAGGAAUCUACUUUACAUUUAGUUCUCCGUUUAAGAGGUGGUUUUUAA
Messenger RNA from Plasmodium gonderi, 462 nucleotides. Its product is annotated as polyubiquitin 5. Gene Ontology annotation, biological process: protein ubiquitination; modification-dependent protein catabolic process. The transcript has 2 exons. The record is from RefSeq and is a predicted model, not a curated record. Lineage: Eukaryota; Apicomplexa; Aconoidasida; Haemosporida; Plasmodiidae. Gene Ontology annotation, molecular function: ubiquitin protein ligase binding; protein tag activity. Gene Ontology annotation, cellular component: cytoplasm; nucleus. The coding region runs from base 1 to 462 and encodes 153 amino acids.